AAUUUACAGACUGUUUAUGCUGAAGAUACUACGGAAUGAAAUGGGAGAAGCCCAGAUUAAUACUCUUGCAAAAUAGUUAUAGCUUAUUAAUAUCUGUGUGAUCCUGUACACGACAAUCCAGAUCCUUUCUGUAACACCUUUUUAAGAAAGGUGGUGUUUACUGUACCAGCUAAAGUGAAUCAGAAUGCCUCUCAAUGAUGACCAGAGCAGUGAUUCAGAUUCUUCACGCCUCUCUGAAAGCACAGCUUCUUCUAGUGACUCUGAGUAUUCAAGACAGAGCUUCAACAGUGAUUCUUCAAGCAAGCCCAGUUCCCCAGCUUCAGCAAGUCCUCCCAAGAUGGUUACAUUUGAUGAACUGAUGGCAGCUGCAAGAAACCUGACAAAUUUGACUCUAGCUCAUGAAAUUGCUGUAAACGCAAACUUUUGCAUAAAACAUGAAGACCUCCCGCAGAACAGCUUUGCAGGCACAGUGAAACAAAUUGUACACAAGGCAUUUUGGGAUUGUUUGGAAUCAGAACUGAAUGAAGAUCCUCCAGAAUAUGAACAUGCUAUCAAGCUCUUUGCAGAAAUUAAGGAGAUUCUUCUUUCCUUUCUGACUCCUGGAGCAAACAGGAUUCAAAAUCAAAUCUGUGAAGUUCUAGAUACAGAUCUUAUAAGACAGCAAGCAGAACAUAAUGCUGUUGAUAUUCAUGGGCUGGCAAACUAUAUCAUCACAACUAUGGGGAAGUUGUGUGCUCCAAUAAGAGAUAAUGAUAUAAAACAGUUAAAAGCAACUGACAAUAUCGUAGAGUUAUUGAGACAAAUAUUCCAUGUUCUGGACCUGAUGAAAAUGGAUAUGGCUAACUAUACAAUUCAAAAUCUUAGGCCAUAUCUUCAGCGUAAUUUGGUGGACUAUGAAAGAACAAAAUUCCAGGAAAUUCUUGAAGAAACACCAAGUGCUCUGGAUCUCACAACAGAAUGGAUAAAGGAAUCAAUAGAAGAUGAAUUGUCUUCUAUUUAUGACGAAUCUUCAUCCCCUGGUGCUGACAGUAGUUCUAAACCAAGUCUUAGUCCUACACUGGUGCUAAACAAUGGCUACUUGAAACUAUUACAAUGGGAUUAUCACAAAACAAUUCCAGAGACUCUAAUAACAGAUGAAGCUCGUCUUCAGGAGUUGAGAGAAAAGCUAAAUCAAUUAAAAAUCAUAGCUUGUGUGUGUCUCAUAACAAACAAUACGGUGGGUGCAGCAAUUGUAAAUGUGCCAGAUCUUGCUGACCAACUGAAGAGGAUCUCUUUUCCUCUUCUUGAAGGCAUGAACAAGAAAACUUUUGAUUUGAAAGAGGCUCUGAAUGCUAUCGGUGUCCAGAUUUGCAGCAAAGUGAACAGAUCUCUCUCUGAAAGAGAUCUCCCAACUCUUAAUACAGAAAUGCAGAAUAACUUAAUGGGUCAAAUUGCUAGUAUUGUUGAAGAGAACAAUCCUGUCAGUUCCUUAAUUGAUAAACGAAUCCAUGUGAUUCAGACAGAGAUGGAGUUUGUUGGAUCUCAGUAUGCAAGCAUUGUAAACUUUAACAAACAAGUGUAUGGACCGUUCUAUGCAAACAUACUUAGGAAACUACUUUUUUCUGAAGCACCAAUGGGGAAGGUGGAAACAGAAGCACCUACCAAUUGAAAAAUGACCUAUUUCUGUACCCUGUUCUCUUCCCGUCAGUCUUUAUAAUAGAGACACUGUGACCUGAUUUCCCUACUAUGAAUAACCCACUCCAGUGACUAUGAAUGAGGGGGACAGGUCUUGUAAAAAUGUAUACAGAUAGCUUCUGAAAUCCACUGGAAAAAAAUUAAUUUCAAGUACAUAUGUAUUUUUUUAAUAGACUAAGUCUGUCUAAUGGAUUGUGUCACUUGCAAUAGCCAGUAAAAUAUUAGCUUCCAAGACAAGCAUUUACAAUGACUCGUGAGGGGAAGAGCUGGCAAAGUACUUGCUGUUUUGCCACCAUUAAAACAUAAUCAGUUUUUUUAACUUAAUAUAUUUUACAUAUACUGAUGCAAUUAUGACAUGACAAAAUAAUUCUAGAUAAAAUUUCCUAUAUAUAUUUAGGACAGCAUCUAAUAAAACAAUUCUCUCUUCAAAAAAGACUUUGAAGCAAAAAGUAUAGUAAUAACUGCUUUCGUAACCAAGGACAGGUCCAUAUUUGGCCAAGUUCUAGUACUCCUGCAGUUACUGGAAUGAGAAUUUAGCCUAUGUUACAUUAAGGAAUGCCAGUAUUAUUAGAAGCUGUUUUGAAUAUAGCAGUUACAGAAGAGCUCACUGUUUAAAGUAGGAACCAUUCAGAACUUGUCAAUUGUAAUUGAGGGAUUAAUGAAAAACUCCUAAGGUUAAAAAAAAAAAAAAAAGAUCAUGGGGAGGGAAAAAAGUCUGUCUAUAAUGUCUAUAAGCAUUUUGUUUAUCCAAUGGAGGUCAUACACAAAGCUCAAAGUCUAAUAUGUUAUAUGCUGAUCCUUGAUCUUAUUUGGGCAUUAAGUAUUUCUGAGUUAGGGCUUUCAGACCUUUGUUCUUACAGGCACUUGACUUUGAGAAUAAUGUCACUGAGUGCAGCAGAGCAAUUUCCCCUUCUGUAGUCUGUUCGAUGAAGGCAUAAGUUUUUUACAGAGUAUUUUUGGUACUCUCGGUUCUGAAUGCAAGAACUCAAGUUGUUAAUUGUUCUCGAAAAUCUAAGUACUGUAAGUGAUUAGCUUGACUUUCACUGGGCCUCUGUGGGAAAUACUUCAGCUUUUCCCCAAAUUACUUUGGAAUAGGCCUUGAUACUUGGUUCCCAUUUAAGACUACAGGAGUUUUGCAUACAGAGAAUGAGUAAGUUUGAUAUGGAGAAGUAUAUGUAAACUUUCGGAUGUUUACUUCCAUACUAGAUUUUGCAUAUAUCAGACUACUGGGAAUAGAUAGUGUUGGAAUACUCUAGUAUGGAUGCAUUCUUGUCUAUGAAAAUUGAAAAAGUUACUUGAAAAUGAUGUUUUAAUAUAUUAUCAUACAAUAGUCCUUUUUAAAUGUCAAAUAUAUAAAGUCCAUGUGGUACAAGUUAAACAGCUUGUUUUUAAUAUUUUAUAUUACAGUCUAUUUUUAUUAAGAAACAAAUUUACCCAUAAAAGCUUAAUGUGCCACACAAAUUGUGUAUAUAUACAUUUAUUAUGUCUAUCAUAAAGGUCUAAAGUGGGCAUUAUUAGCACUGUGGUUUUGUAGUCCCUUUUUACAGGAUUAUGUACCCCUUUUUAUUAAGGGAAAUGACUUCUAGUCACUUGUUGCUCAGAAUGUCCAAGGCCUUUGGCCACAUGUAUAUGGUAUGAAAAACUUUCUUCAAAAUAUGUUGUUACCAAAAAAAAGCUCUAGUGCACUUCUGUUCUAUCCCUUGUAUAAAAAAAAAUUGCACAAAAUAAAGAUAAAUAAGUAUUUUAAAGGGAACUGUGUUUCUUGAAGCCUGAAAAACCUGAGAGAGGAAGGAACUCCUAGAACAGACCAAUUGUGCCACUAUGUAACAUGGGUUUGUUCAGAUGAGUAUGGAAUUUUGACAAGGAAUUCAAAAUCAUCAAGAGAAGAAUUCAUUUCAAAAGCAAUUAAGAAUCAAAUCUUAGUGAUCCUGCAACAUCUUGGGACAUAGCUAAACUAUUUUGAACCUUAGGCUAAAAGAUGAUUUUAUGAACAUUUGAAGAACACUUAUAAAUUUAUAUCAUAAUACUUUAUAUGCAUUCUAGUGCAAAAUAAGCUGUGUGACGAUUGGCUUUUAAUGUAAAUUGGCAUACUAGUUUUUACGAGAAAAUACUUGGAAAGAGGAUUUUGGUUUUUUUGGGGGGGGUAAUUAAGGUGACUUGCAAAGGGCAUUUAAUAGCAUGGCCAAUGUUUCCACUGAUUGUUUAAUGUAUUUUAAUUUUUAUUUAAUGUUUCAAACCCAGACACUGUGUCUGUUUAAUGUCGUGUUGCAUGCUAUUUACGCUAACAUGGCUGAAAUGCAUGUGCCUCAACUCUGAAAUUGUCUUUGAUAAACAAGAUGCUAUUUUGUAGCAGCUUUCUUUGUUAAAAUAUAAAUACUUGUGAGGUUUUGUAUGCAUUAAACUUU
Messenger RNA from Struthio camelus australis, 4079 nucleotides. Lineage: Eukaryota; Metazoa; Chordata; Aves; Struthioniformes; Struthionidae. The record is from RefSeq and is a predicted model, not a curated record.